This is a messenger RNA of Balaenoptera musculus (blue whale), 6259 nucleotides long. It is a transcript of the gene KCTD12, whose product is annotated as potassium channel tetramerization domain containing 12. Gene Ontology annotation, molecular function: protein binding. The record is from RefSeq and is a predicted model, not a curated record. Gene Ontology annotation, biological process: regulation of G protein-coupled receptor signaling pathway; protein homooligomerization. The coding region runs from base 290 to 1273 and encodes 327 amino acids. Lineage: Eukaryota; Metazoa; Chordata; Mammalia; Artiodactyla; Balaenopteridae. The transcript has a single exon. Gene Ontology annotation, cellular component: postsynaptic membrane; presynaptic membrane.
CCCCGCCUUCUGCUCGCCGCGGCGCCCGGGCGGGCGGCUCUACUUAAGCAGCGCGCGGGUCGCCACCCGGCACUCCCCUGGAGCGCGCGGGCGAGGCGGGAGGAGUGCAGCGGGGCUCGCGGGGGCGCACGGAGGCGCGCUCGCAUUGUGCACUCGGCUCCGCGCGGCUCUCGGCGGCAGCGGCGGGCCGGGGCGCAGGGCUGAGCGAGCGUCCGAGAAAGGCGGCGGCGGCGGCUCCGGCGCGCGGCCCGGCUCUCGCUCACUGCCCUAGCCCGGCCACCUCUUGGCCAUGGCUCUGGCGGACAGCACUCGUGGACUACCCAACGGGGGUGGUGGCGGCGGCGGCAGCGGCUCCUCGUCGUCCUCGGCUGAGCCGCCGCUCUUUCCCGACAUCGUGGAGCUGAACGUGGGGGGCCAGGUGUAUGUGACCAGGCGCUGCACGGUGGUGUCGGUUCCCGACUCGUUGCUCUGGCGCAUGUUCACGCAGCAGCAGCCGCAGGAGCUGGCCCGGGACAGCAAAGGCCGCUUCUUUCUAGACCGAGACGGCUUCCUCUUCCGCUACAUCUUGGAUUACCUGCGGGACUUGCAGCUCGUGCUGCCUGACUACUUCCCCGAGCGCAGCCGGCUGCAGCGCGAAGCCGAGUACUUCGAGCUGCCGGAGCUCGUGCGCCGCCUCGGGGAGCCCCAGCAGCCCGGCCCCGGGCCGCCGCCGCCGCACUCGCGGCGCGGGGUGCAGAAGGAGGGCUCGCUGGGCGACGAGCUGCUGCCGCUCGGCUACGCGGAGCCUGAGCAGCAGGAGGGCGCCUCGGCUGGGGCGCCGUCGCCCACCCUGGAGGUGGCUAGCCGCAGCCCGUCGGGGGGCGCGGCGGGCCCGCUGCUCACGCCGUCCCAGUCGUUGGACGGCAGCCGACGCUCGGGCUACAUCACCAUCGGCUACCGCGGCUCCUACACCAUCGGGCGGGACGCGCAGGCGGACGCCAAGUUCCGGCGAGUGGCGCGCAUCACCGUGUGCGGCAAGACGUCGCUGGCCAAGGAGGUGUUCGGGGACACCCUGAACGAGAGCCGGGACCCCGACCGGCCCCCGGAGCGCUACACCUCGCGCUAUUACCUCAAGUUCAACUUCCUGGAGCAGGCCUUCGACAAGCUGUCCGAGUCGGGCUUCCACAUGGUGGCGUGCAGUUCCACGGGCACCUGCGCCUUCGCCAGCAGCACCGACCAGAACGAGGACAAGAUCUGGACCAGCUACACCGAGUACGUCUUCUGCAGGGAGUGAACUCCCCACACCCUCUUGCGACUCCAGCGCGCGCAUUCCCUCUCUUUCUUGCCCGGGAGAGGGCUAUAGAUUUCCCCUCCCACCCCACGUUCUCCCAUUCCCCUGUUCCCCACCUGCAGUAGACCCACUGACCCCUCACUUUAGAACCUGCAGCCACAGGUCCUCUCGGCUUCUUCGUCUUCUCUGGACCCCACUAGAAGAGAGAGCCCAGACGUACCUCUCCACCCCAUGCUUCCUCUGCCCCCGGCCUCAAAUCACCCCUCCCCCGGAUUGUCCUUCAGUCUGGAUGUAGUGGGGCAGUGUGGCUACAAAGUCACCGAGUACCUGGGAAUGACUGAAUUGUUCCGAACCCAACUGGACCCUGUCCAGUGUAUAGAAGAUUCCUUGAAAUCUUCUCAAGCCCUGAUGACUCAUUCGCGGUUUAAGAGAUAGAAUUGGUAGCAGUGUCUGCGAAUAGUUUUGAAAGGUCAUUUAUUACGCAGUCUUUUGACCCUCUUUAAAGGUGAAGUUUUAGAAGGCUGAAUGGAAGACUCCAGAGCUGGAAUUAGGAUCCCGCGGAGGCUGUUCAGGGACUAUAAAUGAAUAAAGUUUUGAAAAGUUACAGGUAGAAGUAGGAGAAGAAUCUGGUGAUGGCAUAAUGAAGGAGCGUUUGGUUUCUGUGCAAAUUUAAAGGUCUUCGCCUGUGGUUUAAACUUGUAGAAAGUUCCCCUCCUGCCUGAAGAGGCACCCUUUCUCCUGGGCUCACCGCCAGAAGCCCUUGGUUCGACUGCUUGACAUGGCAGCCGUUAUUGACAAGAGGGGGAAAGAGAGAAUGACGGCUCAGGUCGCCGAGCAUUGCAGGAGGUCACCUGGCUGUGACUGUAAACGGAGCUGGGUAGUAAUGCACGUCGUGGGUAUUAAGAAAACCUGUAUUAUUGCAGUGACUGUCAGUAGGACCUUAGCUCUUAAGCCUUGGGGGGUGGGGUGGGGAGGGAGGAAGGAGGGUAGGAGGGGUGGGAAGGGAGGAGAGGACAUACUCAUUUAUUAUUUGAAAGUUGGAAGUUUGUACCGUCCGUCUGAGUACAUGCACAUUAACAAAAUAGCACACAAAAACAUGCAAAGCAUUUUGUAAAGGUGAAUCACAGAUCUACUCUUACCUGGCAGUUUAUUGAACUAACUGUUUUGCUGAUACUUAUAUAACCUAACCAAAGAGUUACCCAGUAGGGUUUUAGUUUUUGAACUUUAUUUUCUUGUUGAUUAUAAGUCCUGAUUUUAAAAUCUAUUUCCUUGAACAAAAUAUGUUGAUUUGGGUUACUUAGACUUAAGUUCUCUUAUUAAAAAUCCUUACUGUCUGCAAGCCCAGCCAAUUUUGACUUCUGGGCAAACCUGAAAAAUGCCACUUCGAUGCAGGUUGUUUGAAGUUAAGGUGGAAUCUUUUCGAAUGACAGAGCUGCAGAGAAUAGAAACGCCAAGGGCUGCCAUCUGUAGAUAGCUGUAAAGUGGAAUAUUUUAAAAUGAAGGCAAAUAAGUGCUUAAAAGUGAGCUGAGCAAUAAAAUGGUGUUCCAUGUAAAUGCAACUGAAACAGAAGGAGACCUGGUUGCCUUAUACCUUUACUCUAACAUGGAAUAAAUCCCCACUGUAUAUCGUAUCUACACUGUAAGUGAAGGGAGAUGAAUCGUCUUUCAUGCUGUGAGGCUCCUUUGGAUAUUCUGUGAUGACGGAGAAGCCUGUCCUUUUUCAUUUGUUUCAGCAUCAUUCUCUUGAAGUAGGUUUUUAAAAGAUUUUGUAAGAGUCGUUUUCAGUGUUUAAAUUAGCGCUAUUUUUUUUCUUCUUUUUAAAAAUGAAUCUUGUACUGUAUCUUACUAUAUGUCCAUAACAGAUGUUAAGAAUUGGAACAGUUUUAUUCUUAGACUCAUGUGAUCCAAUCUGUAUAUACCAUAUAUAAACAUUUUACAUGAAUCAUUUAGUUUUUUAAUUAAUUUACUAAUGCUAUAAACGUUCCUGUGUUUACCCCCAGUAACUUGCAUCAGAUGGUGUAUAUACUAAAGCAACAUGUUUCAAUGAGUUUCUUAUAUCCUUGUCUAUGGGGAAAUUGGGUUAGAAAAAAAAUACAUAGUUAUAAAGCUGAGUUUGCUCCAUACUUUUUGCUUGGAUAUUAGUUGUAUACUAAUAUGUCAAUUAACUGUCUGCAUAAACCACAGUACCUGUAUUUUUAAUCCACCAAUUCUUUUUUUUUUUUUUAUUGGGGAAGAGAAAGAUUUGAGGUCUUUUGUUGGAGGUGCCUUUUUAGAAAAGUAAAGUUAGCUUUACAAUUACAAAGACCAUAAUUGUAAGGGAAGCAGAAACAUUCAGGAAGUCACAUUUGCUUAUGUGUUGGGUGUGUUCUCGGACUAGGUAACACAUCAGAACCUAGCCCUGUUUCAAGCCUGAAAUGAUUUAGGAAUGUCACUCACUGGCCAAAAGUAAGUGUCACAGAGAUUUCUGCACCCUAUGUGGUAUUCUGUUAGAUUGUGCAACAAAAAGCACAUAAUUGAGAACAUCUUGGGACAGAUCAAAGCCACUGACGUAUGGCAAGACUCCGAGAUUCUGAUUUGCCUUGUUAAAUCUGCUCAACUCCAGGAGUCACGGGAAAUUGCUCAAGUUUUGUCUCUGCCACCCAAGUCUUAAAAGUUUUAUCUUGUAAAACUUUGAGUUGAACUGUUUCACAGCUUUGUUCGUCCACAUCUCACUCCUCCACACAUCCUUGCUGCCCUGCAGUACUCCCUAACCCCUUUCAUUAUCUGAAAGACUGGGAAUUGAAUGGUUAGAGAUGGUAAACCAACCUUUUUUUCUAUGAUGACUAUCCCCUCUAAAGUUGGAAGUUGAUACAUGAAAAAUUCUACCUUAGCCCAAAGUAAAGGCUGGGUAGGAAACUCAUUUUUACAUUGGGUGGAUACUAUAACUGAGAUAAGAUGACUUGGCCUCUGCACUUUUGGGUCCCAUAUUCACCAUGUGCUCUGAGCCACAGAAGGACCCUUAGUGGUCUACAAAGUGGGCUGGAGUGUUGGUUGUCAUCUGUGAGCUUGGAAGAGAUAUUGAGCGUCCAUUUGAGUAAGCUCUCCAAAGACAUUCAGUAACCUGGGAGGGUGUCAUAAAUUAUUCAGAAAUUAUAACUGCAUUAAUCUGACUCAGUGUAGCAUGCAUUUACAUAUGUAAUGGCUCUAAUUACCAUUUGGUUCAUAAAUACAACUGAGUGACAUUAGAUUUUAAUACCAAAUUUAACUUUUUAAAAAAGAAUGGUUGACAGUGGUGGUUAAAAAAACAGGUACCAUGUUCAAUGCUUUUGCACCAAGUGUUUGACAUAUUGUCUGUUUUUUAAAACAUGUAGACUAUGAACCAUGUUCGUUUUAAUUUUUCAAAUUGUGUGUUGUGGAAAAUAUUCCUUGAAUGUGUGGGACUUACAUUUUUUCCCUUUCAGCACGAUUUUUAUUCUUGUGUUUUAUUUGGUUUUUGUAUUGAUAGCAAAGUGAUAAUUUAUAAUACUAGACAAAAUUGUCUUCUCUUUCAAACCAGAUCCAUAUAUAUAUGGAGCCUGUUGCUUUUCUGGGGAAAUGCAUAAUCUGUGAAUUCUCAGACAAAAUAGGCAACUGGCAUGCUCAUAACGUAUUACAAUUUUUAUUGGAAUUUUCCAUGGAAUGUUAUUACUACAUUAAAGCCAUGUAAGUUGAGGCUUUGAUAAUUUUUUACUUUUUAAAUUAUGGUAAAUUCUAAUCUAAUAUUCAAAAACAUUUUUGUACUCCACAUGAAAAGUGAUAAAUGAUAGUGCAGGCAUUUAGAACAGUAUUGACUGGAGGCAUUGAAUUCCUUAAGAAUUUUUUUUUAUAAUCUAAAUCAUAAAUACUCAGUUGACUUAAAUUUCUAAAAUUGUAAACUGAAUAUUUUUAUUGUAAACCUACUAGAGUAAAUCCUUUGGAAUUUUUUUCUGUUUUUCCUUAUUAUAACUCAUUUAAAAACUGAAUUAGUUUUCUUAGAUGACCUAAAUCUAUCUCUUGAGAAAUAAAUAAGUCUUGUGUUUCCAGUGGCUAUAGUACCUAAAAUAGGCUUUCCUAGAGCCAGAAACAUGCUAUGUUGAAGUUAACUUUUCUUUGUCACAAUUUUGGAUGAUAAACAUCUAAAAGUAUUAAUGUUUGAAGACUUCUAUUCUCUACUGGGGCCCUUGAAACUAAGAUGGAAGAAAUUCAACCAGAAUAUUUACAUUAGAGUAUAAACUCGUGUGGUAGGAAGCUGAACUAGUUGACCAAGAAUUCUUGUCACCUUAUACAUUUUGUGAUUUUUUUCCCAGGUUUUUUUUUUUUAAUUCUAAAUGUGUUUUGAGGUAUGUGAACAUUAAUUGUAAUGUAAACUAUUAUACAACUGUCUUUGUGACUUUAUAGGCAGGUGAAUUUUGCUAUUAAUAUUGAAUACAAAUGACAAUUCAUUUAUGACCACUCAAACAGCAUUUGUGACAUUUAAUGACAAAGGUUAAAACAUCCAUUGUGGAUAUUAAUUUUGAAGAUGCAAAUUAUACAUUAUUUAAAUUUUUCUGGGCAUCUGAAAAACUCUUACCUGAGAAACAAUGUAAGAUUCCCACAGAGUUAUCUGGGAUUAUGAAAUUGUUGAAAAUGUUAUAUGCUAAGUGAUACAUAUCACUGAGCCAUAUUCUCAAAAUUGAAGGAGAAAGGGAAAAAAUCAUUAUACAAUUAUCAGGCUUCCUAAUGAAACAGAAAGCCAAGAAAAAAAAAAAAUCCUUUUAUAUUUUAAAAACCGAGGAAGUUUUUUCAGACGUGCCCAAACUUUAAGUGAGAAUUUCUUCAGCCAUCUAAAUGCUCUAGAGAUUUUGGUUCUCUGUGUUCACAACCAGUUGUAUAACAGAAAUACUCAAUAUUGUUUUCCUCCCUGUGUGUGAAGUAAUGAAUCAUUGAUUAUGUGACUUGUGAUGUAUUCUUCUAUUAAACACUAAAGAAUAAAACAUUCACACUUUAAUUAUU